CUCUCUCAAUCUGUCUGCCCUCUUGAGCAAUGGGCCGAAAGAACAAGGCAGCAAACCAAGCCGCGGAUCCUGAACCAUCCACCACCGCUGAAGCCGAUGCCGCACCUACUGUGCCCGCCGUUCCCCCUGUCAUCGUCUUGUAUUGCGGAGUCUGCACAUAUCCUGCUGAAUACUGCGAAUUCGGGACGAGCCUAACGCGAUGCAAAGAAUGGCUGCAAGAAUCUCAUCCCGAUCUGUUUCCCAAGUACUACUCCGAUGAGGCCCUCCAAAACAAGAUCGGAACCCUCAGCCUUGAAGCUCAAGUGAAGUUGGAGAAGGAUAUGGCCAAGAAAGAAGCGAAAGCGGAAGCUAAGGCCGACGCAGCUCUCAAGAAGAAAAUGGCAUCCCAGAUAAUAAUAAAGCGCAUCGAGCGUACGAAGCACAAAUGCGUGACCUCCGUAUUCGGCCUGGAAGAAUUCGGCAUCGAUCUGAAGAAGGCCUCCAAACAGUUCUCUUCCAAGUUCGCUACAGGUUCUUCGGUCACCAAGAAUGCACAGGGACUGGAGGAGAUCGUCGUAUCUGGGGACGUGAGCGAUGAGAUCCUAGAGAUGAUCGAGAAUGAGGUGGGUGUGCUCAAGGGCAUACCGGCUGAUAACGUCGAGUUGGUCGAGGAGAAGAAGAAGAAGAAAGCUCCCGAGUAGGACAAGUGCGACUCUCCAACAAUGUAGCUGUACAUGUAGCUGUGAACUAUAAUGCUUGGUCUUGUGCAGUCUUGACGCUCGCCGCGAAAUCGUUCAAGACCGGGACUCGAGCUUCAAUCCCC
Molecule: messenger RNA, 802 nt
Organism: Mycena citricolor
Lineage: Eukaryota; Fungi; Basidiomycota; Agaricomycetes; Agaricales; Mycenaceae
Source: the annotation of a GenBank genome assembly